AUGGCACCCACUACGAGGAAUGGAAAGAAAGCUGAUCGCAACCACCAGACAGCAGAAGAGGAAAAGUAUGACAGCGAAGAUGAAAACUUCUUGCUAAAGGUGAUUGCUGAGCGCUACCAAACGCCUGCUGACAACACGGAGGCGCGACAGGUGGAUACCGGUAUUGGUGCUGUGGAAGACGGAGCCAAGGCUCUACGUAAGAACCCUGAUCACCACUCGGUACCGGUAGGCAACAUGGUUCCUACUAAGCUUGAUGGACCGGAAAAAGCACAAGGAAGUAAAGAAGAGAGUGCUUCGACCGAGGGUGUCGCGGAGGAGAGUCUACCUGGGGCGCACGCUGUUGGAGGGCUCCAAGAAGAAGAUGGAGAAGAAUCCAGCAGUGCUCUUUCACGUAAUGAAUCUUGUGACGAGCCAAUCAAUGAUGCGUUCCUUGUUGACCCAUCUGUAGCAGAUGUAGCAGAUGUGGAGUCUGGGGCCAUGGACCUUGAAACGGAAGAAGUGUUUCAUGGCCAAGUCAUGCCUGAGCCCCCUGUUAAAAACAACGGUGCUGCAGUUUGCUCCAUAGCUCUGGUUGUUGUUGUAGCGGUGGUGGUGGUGCUGCUAGUGUUCACCCUUUCUCCUUCAAAGGGUGAGAUGGGGCAAGCUACCAACAGCAGCGGUAGCAACAACAACCCAGAGGAAACAGAUUCGGUCCUUUAUCCACCAUUUGAUGAGGGGCUUCCCCAAGACAUUGCAAAAAAGAUACAGGAAGUGGGAAGUGCUUGCUACAAGGCCAAUCUUUGGAUGCUGCAAGAUCCGAGACUCCAAUCUUACUCCCUUGAAAGGAAGAAUCAACGUUUCUCCAUGGUUUGGAUGUACUUUGUGUCCAAUGGUCACAACUGGACGCAGUAUGAUCAUUGGCUGAGCUACAAUGUAUCAGAGUGUGAAUGGUUCUCCCAGAAAAGCAGCCUCAGCAUACAAGGUUGGCAUGAAGGCAAAGAACCCGAGAAAGUAUGCGAUCAAGAUGACAAUGUGCUUGUCAUGAACCUUAGCUCCAACAACUUGCAGGGAUAUGUACCAAAUCCUAUACCAGCAGGGUCAAUGUUCAACCGAAUCUUUGACCUUUCAGACAAUGGUCUUUCUGGCAACCUUCCAAUAAUCAAUGCUCAGCAAACCUUCAUGGAAAUCUUGAGUAUUUCAAACAACAAGUUUGAUGGCUUCAUCCAAUCAAAAGGUUCCUUUUCGCUUUCAAAUCUAAGAGUUGUCAAGAUGGAUGGCAACACGUUGUAUGGUGGAACUGAAGAUGUCUAUUAUUUCCUGCCAAAGCUUGAGUUCAUUGAUCAAACUGGAAAUCCGUACAAUGCCCGCCUUGCACAUACAUUCCAUAAUUGCAAGAACUUGACUCAUUUGAAAAUCGGUGCAACCGGUUCCUAUGGCCCCAUUCCCACUGAGAUGGGAUUGGUCACAUCGCUGCACGAGCUUGAUUUGUCAGCCAACCCUCUUAUCAACGGGACGGUGCCUGCUUCACUGGGAAAUCUCACAGCUUUGACCAAGCUUGACAUCCGAGGCACUGCCGUAACGGGAAGCCUUCCCGAUGAGCUGUGCCACAGAGUGAAAGAAGGAGUGCUAGAGAUCCUUGCCAACUGCAGUCGUGUGUUGUGCUGCAAUGCGAGUGAGUGAGUGACAGACACGUGAAGGUGGCACAAGUGGAGCAAAGAGAGCUUAGGGUGGUUGCGCGUCCAACAAUGAUCAUACAGAUCUGUACAUGGUUAACAAG
Seminavis robusta is the source of this 1756-nucleotide messenger RNA. The record is from the annotation of a GenBank genome assembly. NCBI's taxonomy places the organism in Eukaryota, Bacillariophyta, Bacillariophyceae, Naviculales, Naviculaceae.